AAUAUCAUUUCCAUCAUCAUUAUCGUUACUAAAAUUAACAACAAACGUAUAUUCGAUCCCUUUAGUCACUGGCGUUCCCGAGCGGGUGAGGGAAUUCCCCGCGCCUCUUCUGCCCAAGCCCCAGUUCCUUGAGCGAGACGUACAUAAUCCGCCCCCCGCUCCGCCAACCUCACAUUGACUGAGUAAACCAUUCGCCUAACAUGUUCUCCAGUGAUAAGGUCAAACUGAGGUGGUCCGAUCAUUCUUCCUUCUUCGCUAAGGGUCUGGCGCCGUUUUUGGAGGAGGAGGCCUUCCAUGACGUCUGCAUCGCCUGCUGUGACGGGACCACCCUCGGGGCCAAUCGCCUUGUCCUCUCCAUCUGCAGUCAGUUCUUCAGGCAGACUCUCACCCUGUGUAAAGAAAUGCGUCCCACGAUCUUGCUGCCUGAUACGAGUGCGGAGGACAUGAUGGCUUUGCUAGAAUUCAUGUACAGAGGAGAAGCUUACGUCACGGAGGAGCGCGUCCCAUACCUUCUGAUGGCGGCGAGGAAGUUACAGAUCAAUGGCCUCGGGGUUGCAUCUCCUCCUCAAACCAGCAUUCCAGUAGAACCCGAAAUGACACCUCAGCUAGUUGCCAGUGAUCUCACAGAUGGCGAAAGACAUUCGAUGUUGUCGACUCCAACCAGCACCCAGUUAUGUUCGACUCCUGGCCUUCCGUCUCCCCAGCAAACUCACUCACCGACGCCAGUUUCUACAAGAUCUAGAUCAGUAAAAUCGUCUAGCCAAGACAGGGUGGAAUGUGAGACGUGUCACAGGCUGAUAUUCUCCACCAGUAUGUACCAACACAAGCGUUAUCACCACGGCCCACUUCGGGACCCUGCGAGCUGCUGUGGACAGACGUUCAUCACUCGCUGGGAUCUGAACGUGCAUCGGAAGACCUCUCCAAAUCACAACGAAAUGUUGCCCGAGGCUAUCAGCAGUCCUGAAGAACCUCUGAUCAUGAAUGAAUCUGAAUCCUAAGUAGUGUUUGUAUGAAUAUAAGUUUGUUCCUGUAAGUAAACGUAAAUGUGAUAUGCUAGUUUCAUUGCUCAUUUACCUUUCAGUAUAUUCGGUUUUUGCACCGUUUUGUUUCAUACAACCAUUUUAAACCGAUACUACGAUUCUCCUUUGAAUUGAUAUAGUAGUUAUAUUCUCAUAUUCUGUAGGGAUUUUAACCAAUUUUAAUCCAGCAGGGUUCCAUGAAAUUUACUUUGGGAUUGUCGAUGCAAUUUAGACAUUUUGCAGCAGUUUUUUCAUCAUACCUGGCAUUAGUUAUACAACCUUAAGACCAAGCAAGUAGGAGUAGGACUGUGUAUAUUAGGCUCUCUGCACCAUAAAGUAAGUAUUUACAUAAGAGCAUUGCUUCUAAGUUUUCUUUCUUUAAAAGAUUAAAGAAUAGACGGUGAUGAAAUAUCUCUCAUGAUAGAAAAUUUAGUUAGAAAAAUAGGGGAAAAUGAAAUGUCACACAUGAUACAAAACUAUUUUCAUUUACAUGUAAAAAAUAACAUAAUUAUUUAGCAUUCUGCCAUGUCACUGAAAGAUGAUCCUUAAAUAAUUAUAUAUAUAUCACAGAUAAUUUGUUCCUGGGAUAGAAUUAGUUCAUCAAAUCAUUUUCCCUAAGUAAUGGAACACAUCAAUAUUUACAUUUGAACAGUAUGAAUAUGAUCUUAAUCGCAAAGGCAGAUCUGGUCAAGGUCUGGAGUUCCACACAAAGAAUGCAUGUAAAAAUUGAAAUGAUUACAAUUAUAAGAAUUUUGAAUUUCUAUACUAAUUACCCAGUCUUACAUAUUUGAUUCUGGAAAGUUUAUACAACUUAUAUCUUCAGUAAACUAAUAAUUAU
This is a messenger RNA of Penaeus vannamei (Pacific white shrimp), 1857 nucleotides long. The record is from RefSeq and is a predicted model, not a curated record. Lineage: Eukaryota; Metazoa; Arthropoda; Malacostraca; Decapoda; Penaeidae.